Aegilops tauschii subsp. strangulata is the source of this 1616-nucleotide messenger RNA. RefSeq names its product RING-H2 finger protein ATL39-like. The record is from RefSeq and is a predicted model, not a curated record. Lineage: Eukaryota; Viridiplantae; Streptophyta; Magnoliopsida; Poales; Poaceae.
UGUACUAGUAUAUGAUACUCUCCAUUACAACCAACCUCAAGUGUGUUCUGACUUUUAAGGUUGCUUCCUUUGGUUCGAUGGAGCGCGUUUCACUUCCCACACCGAGGAAUACAUUACUCUUAUGUCUGAAAAUUAGUUACUACACCAUCCGUAUCAAAGUACUUGUUGUUAGGGGAAACUAGUACAAAUUCCCCCAACUAUAAGUAUAAAUUUGAGUUUGGUCUAUCUAACAACUCCCUUCACAAAGCGCUGAUGUAACCACAUCCAAAUAUGUAGUCCCUGUCAAUGGCACACCAGCAUAAUCCCGAGCGAAUAAUCUGACGAUAUAAAUACGAGCCAUGCGCCUAGUCCUAAUGCACACAAGGAUCUCUUCAUUUGUUACGAACCCGUACUGCUAUUGACCCCUUCAAAUCAGUGGAAUAAAAGGAGUAGUCGCUCUCGCUGCUGAUGCGGCUGCUGCUACUGGUAUGUUAACCACCAGAGAAGCGUCGGUUGAGGCUCCAAUUAUUCAGACAAACCAAACGUAAUCAUCAGAAGAGUCCACUUCAGCUCGAAAACUUCGAAGAGGAGGCAGCACUGUGCACGCAACCACAAGAGACAUAAAAUCGAAUCAUGUUGCUCCAGCGCCAGUUAGCCUACUCAACGGCACUGCCCGUUCCCAGCCUCAAGCGCUAUGCAUUUCGCCAUGUCGCCCGACAGCCUCCUCCUCUUCUACGCCGUCGCGGCGGCCGUCACCGCCGCCUUCGGCCUCUUCUCGCUGUACAAGCACCUCUUGCGCCGCCGGCGGCACAACCCCCGCGCGGAGGCUCCGGACGGGGACCCGGAGGAGCGCCUGCCGCUCGCCGUGAUUACGGUGGCGUCGAGCCUUCUCCCACCGUUCAUGUACAACCGGCUCGUCCGGCACAGUGGCAAGGACGACGCCGGCUCGGCGGAGUGCGCGGUCUGCCUCGCCGCCAUCCGGGUCGGCGCCAUGGCGAAGCUGCUGCCGGCGUGCGCCCACGUGUACCACGUCGAGUGCAUCGACCUGUGGCUGGCCUCGCACUCGACGUGCCCUCUCUGCCGGUGCAGGGUCGGCGAUGAUCGCUCGGCUCAGGACCUUGCUUGUCUUUCACCUGCAUAGAUUGAUCGACCAUCACAUAGGCAACACCGCGAGAGAUAUUUGUACAGUUUUUUUUUUCUUUUUUCCUUUUUCUGAACUUCGAGAUAAAAUCUGCAUGUAUGCUGAUGCUGGUGUAUAGUGUGUGAACCGUAGACUCGUGUGUUUCACUGGAGUUGCAUUUGGAUAUCUCAGACGUCAGGAUCCCAUGAAGGCACGAACUGACUGCCAAAUUACACAUUUCCAGUGUCAACAUGUGAGACCGAGAUAUUUCUGGCCGAUGCAGCAUUCGAGCAGGGCAGCAGGGGAAUACAUGACAUAAUGCCAAUGUACUCAUCAGGAAUGCAAUAAUGAGAUAUUACACAUAGCAGGAGAUAAAUACAUAAAACGGAAGCAAGCCGAAUAAAAUGUCUUUUUGAAAGAAAUAAAACAAAUAAAUGUUGUAGUAGGAGGUGAAUGAAUGCAUGAAAUCGAAGCAAAAAAAUGCAAGUACAGGAAAAAAAAAAGGGGAGGCAUCCGA